AUUGCCUUUGGCUUUGACCUGCCUUUUGACCUUCUUCCUGCAGCACAUGCACACGAGUACGAGCACAUAUUACCCUUCCCUAGCCCUGGCCCUGCAAGUUUAGUGACCAGGAUCUCAAAGCUUAGUAGUAGCAAAGGCUGAAGGAGCGCCCAGGAAAUCUUCUUGCAAGUAUCUGAUAUGGAAGCAUUUGUGUCUCUGGUGACCAACGACAGCUAUGCCCAGGGGGCACUAGUGUUGGCCCAGUCCCUGAGGAACGCUGCAACACUCAAGAAACUGGCCCUACUCAUUACAAGAGACGUCUCCAUGGAUAUGAGACACAGACUAAGUGGACUAUGGGAUGAGCUGGUCCUAGUGGAGGAACUGGACAGCUGUGACUCAGAGCAUCUCUCUCUCCUCACUCGACCAGAGCUAGGCGUUACCUUCUCAAAGAUACACGCCUGGAGACUGACUCAGUACAACAAGUGUGUGUUCCUGGAUGCAGACACUAUGGUACUACACAACGUUGACGAGCUGUUUGAGAGGGAAGAGUUAUCUGCAGCCCCGGACAUAGGCUGGCCUGAUUGCUUCAAUUCUGGAGUGUUUGUGUUCGAGCCUUCUCUGGAAACAUUUAGUAACCUCAUUGAUCUGGCAAGACAGAGGGGAAGCUUCGAUGGUGGUGACCAGGGCUUGCUGAACAUCUACUGGGGUGACUGGGCCACAAAGGACAUCAAAUACCACCUACCUUUCAUCUACAACGUGACACCUAACGUUACGUAUGGAUAUGCUCCAGCUUUUCAGAGAUUUGGAGGAAAUAUCAAAAUCAUUCACUUUAUUGGUCCCACCAAGCCGUGGCAGCACCACUACAAUUCCACUGUAGACUCUGUUAUACUCUCCCCUGGCACGUACUCGUCAGAACAUCGCUCCCAGGACUUCAUCAGACAAUGGUGGCAGCUCUUUAAUCAAGUGGAACAGAAGGAGUCCAUUGAGACCGGAGGACAAGAGGCGAGCUCCGACUACCAAGCUGCCUAUGUGUUAAACAACACGACCAAGUCACCAGAACAAACUGGAUCAAUAGUUAGACUUGAUAGCUUUGAAAACAUUCAAGCUCACAUUGACAAAAUGCUUAAAUGAUUUGAUUCGAUUAGAUGAUAAUUAUAUAUAUCUUUAUACUUUUUAUUUAAUAUGUAGAAAGUGUGAUCGUUGCUGCACAAAAAUUACUUUUGAAUUUGUUAUCAAUGAUUCUAUAAAUGUCUACCAUUAAAUGUUCAUUUCUUUC
Halichondria panicea is the source of this 1255-nucleotide messenger RNA. RefSeq names its product glycogenin-1-like. Gene Ontology annotation, molecular function: glycosyltransferase activity. Bases 178 to 1110 code for a protein of 310 amino acids. The record is from RefSeq and is a predicted model, not a curated record. NCBI's taxonomy places the organism in Eukaryota, Metazoa, Porifera, Demospongiae, Suberitida, Halichondriidae. The transcript is spliced from 6 exons. Gene Ontology annotation, cellular component: cytoplasm.